AUAAAAUAAUCCAAAGGAAAUAAAAAUAGAUAACGAAGAGAUUUAUACAUCCUUCUUAUUGCUUCUUAUUCAAAACAACGUUUUUAAGCAACGUUUAAAAAUCGUUGAAAAAUAAUUCACGAGCACGUUUUGCCUUGCGACACGGUUUGAGACGUAAGUUUGUAUACGAUGUUGUAUGGGUACAGGUACCAGGCGGGCCGCACAAGAAAGAACUUUUGGAAAAUCUGGAUCGUGUGCCAACGUACGUCCAACAGCUUCAAUUCACCGUGAAGAACCCUACGGUCGGGAAGGCGGCCACUUUUACGAAAGUCGACAACGUGAUACAAGAGACUAAAAAUUUAAUGAACGUGAUUUCGAAAGUGGUCACCACGUGUUUCGUCUGCGCUACAAAGCACAAUGUCACGAUGCCGCAGUACGUGGAGCUGAGCCCAACGGUGCCUGGCCUAGCCGAAGAGGAUUGCUUGUACCCGGUUAGCCCCCAAUUGCUACCGUCCACCAGUCCCUACGUGCAACCCCAUCCCCUCACAUCCGCCCAGUUGCACAACAUUCUCAGAGGUCCAAACUUCAACUUUCCCCAAUUGUUCAAUUACAACAACACGUUGGCAAACAGCACAACUUCCACAACGACGACGAGGAACACGGCCUCCUUCGUCCAUCCAUCCGUCCUCCCAUACUCGUCACCGGUCACGUCCACCCCCAGUUGCGGGCCGCAGGCUCCCUAUUGCCUGCAGAAUCUACAAUUGUUGCAGCUGCAGCUGCAACAGGCACAGCUGCAGCACCUAAGACACGCCACUCUGCCGAGAUAACACAGACUUUCGUUGCACCGCCAACGUGUGCUCUUCACGCGAAGCCACAACGCGAUGCGUUGCUCUUUACGUUGCACAGGUUCGACUUUCGUUUUACUUUUUUUCUUUUUUUCUUUUUCUCCCUCCCUCUUCCAUUAUUUUUUGUCUUUCGUUCUCUCUCGUUUUGCUCUUCUCUCCCCGCUUCUGCUUCGUCGCUCUUCAUCCUUGAUCCUCACGAUCGAUCGAAUUUUUCGGGUCUUUGGAUUUUUGGUGAGAUCGAGACGAGAAUCGAAGUUUGAAAAUAUUUCGGAAUUAAAUCUCGUAUUUUUUCUCGAUACUUUCAAAAAAGUAUUAAUUAUUCACUUAAAUUAUUUAUAGAUUAUAUCUUGUUUAGAUCUCUCACUUUUCAUUCAUCUAUUUUUUUUAAAAAUCCAAUUACCAAUUGUAAAUACAUUGAACAUAAUUAUAUUGAAAAUUAUAAAUAUUUUCUUGUCAGAUCCAUUUGUUUGAUCGAUCGUCUUGGAACAUUUUUCCUUUCUUUUAUUUCACCCGAUAUUGCAUAUUUUACGCGUAGGCUUUGUUUUUUAUAUCGCUCUAAUAAGUUGGCUAAAGAGUUUUUUUUCCUCUUUUUUCUUCUUUUUUUUUUUCUUAUCACACUUUUU
Molecule: messenger RNA, 1447 nt
Organism: Apis florea (little honeybee)
Lineage: Eukaryota; Metazoa; Arthropoda; Insecta; Hymenoptera; Apidae
Gene: alpha-Catr
Product: alpha-catenin related
Biological process (GO): cell adhesion; Rho protein signal transduction
Molecular function (GO): cadherin binding; actin filament binding
Source: RefSeq, a predicted model, not a curated record